AUGCCUCGACGAGGCCGUUCAAGCGCAAAAAGCCUUCAGCGGGAACCAUCUGUUGUCCUUGGUCAGCUAGACACCACCCCAACGAGCCAUCAUGCCGAAACAUUGAGCAACUUUACCGAUCCCCAGGAGUUCUUUGAGAAUGCGAUCGCCGACGAGGACCUUUUGGCUCUUGAUGAUCUGCUGGCACCGAACAAAGCACAGCAUAGGGAAAAAUCGUUCACGUGGUCAGAAGCAGGGUCAACACGCCGCAGUUCGCCACUCCAUGGCGAGGUACCCAACGACGUCUGGGAAUUCAAUGCUGAAGAUUCUCUCCCGGCAAUGUCUAGCCCAAAGUCCGGAAUUGAUAAGCUUCCAGCGACUUUUCCUCUCCCUCCCCAGGACCACAUCGAGCCAAAUGGCAUUCAACCAAUCGAAAAGCCAGCUCACAAAGUUGAUUUCUCUGAAACUGCUUCAACUGCCCGUAGAAGCACCCCGUUCGGCCUCGAUGAAGUAUCUUCUCUAGGUCCCUGGGAGUUUGAAACUCCGUCGGUGAAACAGACUUCCUUUGCAGCUCAUGACAAGCAGGGAGCUGGUUCGUCCAGGCUCCCAGACAAACUUGCAGCAGUAAUACCUUCAGAGGUGCGAACGAACAAAAAAGACACGAUACGUUCAUCCAAACAGAAAAUUACCAAUUCCUUGACCAAGUCAACCGAUAUUGAUGAUGUCGUUCUGAAGACAUCCCCAACACUGCUUCCUGAACGUGCCCCAGUUGACCAAGCGAAACUACAAAGUAAUGCUUUCAAUCUUAUCAGGUUGGAUCUUGAAUCCGAAGAAGACAUGAUAUUUCCCUCUUCUCCGCAGAUUUCAACGACGGAGGUACAAGCAAACCCUUCUGCCGAACCAUCCACAACUGAGGUUCACAAAUCAAGGAAAAGAAAACAGCGAGCAAAGUCCCCAGUGAAGUUUGAUGAACAUACUCAACAAGUAAAGGCCUCGAAACGAAAACCACCGCAGACUGCGCCUAAGGGGAAACGCAAACGAGCGGCUCCUCCAGUAGCCACCAAAGAGCCUGCAAAGAAAAAGCCUAAGAUCGGAUCCCAGCCGAAGGCGAGCGUAUCAAUUUCGCGAACGCCUGUGACAAGCAUAGUUCAUGAAUCUCCGAAAGUUACCGAAAAGGAAAAGGUUAUCGCCGUGGGAAAGUCGGCCAGUCCAAGUCGACUACCUGAACCUUCGCCAGCCAUUUCAAAGAGCAAAACAGACCCGAUUGUCCUGUCGAGUGAUCUUGAGAGUAGCGAGUUCAUUCCAACUUCUCCAUCAUCCCCCUUAUCAUCAUUUGAGAAGCAAGAUCACCCACAGAAAGGGGGAAACAAGCCCCAAUCCGGACUUCAAAUCUCAAAGAGCAACUCAGAGUCUUUAGAACUACCGCAAGCGCCAGAGAUCGAGCCUCUAUCCGGAGAGGAUAUUUUACCAGAUCUUUCAAACGCAAGUAUCGACUCAUUGACUCACCAGAUUUCUACCAACCCGAGACCAAUAGAGAAAGUCGAGGAGGCCGGGAAUGACAAUAGUCCCAAAAUUCCAGGGCCUGAAGCGGUCAAAUACCAUCCUUCUCGGUAUGCUUUCCAGAAUGAGGAUAUUCCUAACCCUACGGUAAUUGAACCAAAAUCAAAAUCACCCGAGCCGCUCCCUGCAAGGAACAAGACCCCAUACAACAAUCCUAUUGAUGAAAAUUCAAAGGGAACGCCUGCUCGGGCUAAGAACCAUACCAUUGCUAUCUCUCUUUUAGACGAGAGGCUUGGAGAGAAAAAGGAUAAGAGGCGAACCAAAACUUCUCGACCAAAAUUUGUUGUUAAAUCGAGCUUUAACCAUGGUACGUUCACGCAUUCGAUGUCUCCGGCGGAGGAGACCCAGCGUGGUCCGAAUAGCCGUUCGAAGAUAGACAAUGUUCGCUCAAGGAUCAACAAUAACCGUUCGGGGAUUGAUUUGAACCUGAAUCAAAGUCGAACGCUCAGCAUCAGUGAAGCAGGCAGUCCCGUACGCCUUGAUUCCCAAGUUGGCGAAAGUAGGGAGUCCCGUUAUCCUCUACCAAACGAACUGGAAUUCAGAGAUUUGGACAUGACAUCCCGAUUUCCGCCACUUCAAUCAAAAAUUGGGAAAAUACGGACUGGCAAGACAGAGAAUAAACCCCAUAUAUCCCGUGAUAUCACGAACUCAGUCUCAAAUUUGGGAAACUGUCCGAAUGCAAUGGACACAUCGAGGAAUCAUACAGCCAGAGAUGAUACCCAGCAUCUUCCUGUACAUGCCGAGGCGCCGAGUAAUGAGAGCGAUUCACCUCGACUUCAAGAAAUACGGGGGAAGAUCAAAGCCCAGAUGGAGGCAAAUUUUGAAGAACAGGCAGCGAAUAGGAACCGACCCGCGGCACAGCGCCAAAACACUGAUACCUGUCGCAGCGACCUUCCAGAAGCACAGUCCAACACUUGUUCGCCAUUGGCGACGGGAAGCAUCCCGAAAAGAUUACAUCGCAUUGUGGAGGUAGACCAUGUGCCUUCAGCAUACAUGAACGGCAUGUCUGGGGCUUUGCGCGGAAUCGAGCGACGGUUCAACCGAGAGCGUCGCGAGCUAGAACGAAACUGGGCCCGCGACAUCGAAUCUUUCAAAGAGAAUGUGACAAUUGCCAGAGAUAAGGUUACCACGGUACAGGAGGAGCGAGAUAUAAUAGUCUCGUCUCUCGAGGAAGAGGAGGCGAAACGACAUCUCUUGUAUUCUCGCGCAAGUACUAACCUACUAGCACUCAAUCGCACGUUACUCAACAGUGCAGCGGCGGAGUCCUCAGGAACUCGAUAG
This is a messenger RNA of Clonostachys byssicola, 2820 nucleotides long. NCBI's taxonomy places the organism in Eukaryota, Fungi, Ascomycota, Sordariomycetes, Hypocreales, Bionectriaceae. The record is from the annotation of a GenBank genome assembly.